AUGGUGGCAUUUAACUGGAAGGCCUUAGAGAACUUCCCAUUGUUGAUGUACAUUUUGGCAGCUAAAACCUUGAUCCUUUGCUUAGCAUUUGCUGGAGUGAAAAUGUACCAGAGCAAGAAAAUUGAAGAGAAACUGAAGAGAGAACGUGAAGAGAAGCUGAAAAGAGAAGCAGAGAAGAAGGAUGAUUGA
This is a messenger RNA of Acanthisitta chloris (rifleman), 189 nucleotides long. RefSeq names its product small integral membrane protein 11 (gene SMIM11). The coding region runs from base 1 to 189 and encodes 62 amino acids. Lineage: Eukaryota; Metazoa; Chordata; Aves; Passeriformes; Acanthisittidae. The record is from RefSeq and is a predicted model, not a curated record. The transcript has 2 exons.